Molecule: messenger RNA, 1267 nt
Organism: Magallana angulata
Lineage: Eukaryota; Metazoa; Mollusca; Bivalvia; Ostreida; Ostreidae
Product: isoaspartyl peptidase/L-asparaginase-like
Exons: 6
Coding region: 164-1141 (325 amino acids)
Molecular function (GO): asparaginase activity
Source: RefSeq, a predicted model, not a curated record
AAAUAGCAGUAAGGUAUACGAUAUGUACAUGGUGCCAUGUAUGUAUGGAGUUGAAUUGAUACCAUAUAACGCUGCAUUGACCAUAUUCUUAUCACGCCGUAACCUGUGCUGUUUCUGUGGUUACCUUUUCCCAAUCAACACCUGAUCCAGGGACUGAAUCAGAAUGUCCGACCUAUCAAUGGAACCGGUCGUGGUCAUCCAUGGCGGGGCGUGGGCGAUCCCGGACAAAUUGUCGUCUGCUAGUGUAGAAGGCGUCUGUUCCGCGGCGCGUGCUGGGUAUGACGUGUUGAUUCGGAGUGGGAGCGCGAUGGAUGCCGUGGAGGCGGCGGUGAGGGUGAUGGAGGACUGUCCGGCCUUUGAUGCAGGCACUGGGUCGGUUCUGAAUACGAAGGGCGAGGUAGAAAUGGACUCUGUUAUAAUGGACGGCCGAGAGCUACAGUGCGGGUCCGUGGCAUGUGUACAAAACAUCAAGAACCCGGUGUCUCUCGCCAGGGCCGUCUUAGAAAAAACAGAUCACACACUCCUGGUUGGGAAAGGCGCCAAUGAGUUUGCAGAGGAAAUCGGGAUCCAUACGGUACCGACGGACAGCCUGGUAACGGAGGACGCGCGGGAGGAAUGGCGCCAUUUCAUGCAAUUCAAAACCACAGUAAACGUGCUCUUUAGAAAUAGAGAAGCGACCCCGUCCACAUCCGCGGUGUGCGACACACUGGGUCACGACACGGUGGGAGCGGUGGCGCUAGACAGGAGUGGUUCCACGGCGGCGGCGACCUCUACCGGCGGAAUCACCGCUAAACGGCCCGGCCGGGUCGGCGACAGCCCCAUCGUAGGUGCUGGAGCAUACGCCGACAAUGAAUCUGGGGCUGUGUCCACCACGGGGCACGGGGAAUCCAUCACCAAGGUCUGUCUGGCCAGACAGGUCACCCACCUCAUGGAGUCAGGGAUGUCAGCUCAAAAAGCUUCAGAAGUAGCCUUACAAAAGAUGGCUGACAGGGUUAAAGGUCACGGGGGCGUGGUGACCGUCAGUAAGGAUGGAGACAUUGGGAAACACUUCACUACAGAGAGGAUGGCGUGGGCGUGGAUCAAGGCUGGAAAACUCCACUACGGACUGAACUGUGGCGAGGAUUUCAUAGCUGCUGAGUAAAGACAGGAGGGAUAAGAUGUACCAUGACCAAAAAAGGGGAAAAAGACACAAUUGUUUUAAUAGAUGCAUGUAAAUUUAAUUAACUGCAAAUCUUGCAUGCAAAUUUAAUAAAAAUAUGGAAAGUAG